UGGUCGUAUUAAUCGAAUAAUUUGUUUGUUUGGCCUUAAAUAAUUUAGUUCGGGCUCGACAAUCGGAUUAAAUACAACUUCCUUCUUUUGACGUUCCGGUCGCGGAUAGCAGAAACCAUGGGCGCGUACAAGUACAUGCAGGAGAUCUACAGGAAAAAGCAGAGUGAUAUUUUGAGGUUUCUGCUACGUGUUCGCAGCUGGCAAUAUCGCCAAUUGUCAUCUUGCCACCGUGCACCUCGCCCAACUCGCCCCGACAAGGCUAGAAAGUUGGGAUACAAAGCCAAACAAGGGUUUGUCAUCUACCGUGUCCGUGUUCGCCGUGGUGGCAGGAAGGUCCCUGUGCCCAAAGGAAUCACCUAUGGUAAACCCACAACUAGUGGUGUGAACCAAAAGAAAUUCCAAAGAUCACACAGAUCCAUUGCAGAGGAACGUGUUGGCAAGAAAUGUGGUGGCCUUCGUGUGCUGAACUCCUACUGGGUAGCACAGGAUUCCUCCUACAAGUUCUACGAGAUCAUUAUGGUUGAUAUUUUCCACAAGGCUGUACGUCGUGACCCCAAGCUUCAAUGGAUCUGUAACCCAGUACACAAGCACAGGGAGCUGCGUGGUCUCACCUCUGCUGGCAAGAUGUCUCGCGGUCUGGGCAAGGGACACAGAUAUACCAAGACAAUCGGAGGCUCGCGUCGUGCUGCAUGGAAGAGGAACAAUUUGACCAAAAUGCGCAGAAAGCGUUAAUUUUUUUCAGUUCUUUUUUCCUUUUCCAUUUUUUCCUUCUCCAAGUUUCUUGGAGGAAGCAAAUCUCUGUGUGAGUUUUAUUGUCUGCGGACUACGGAAUAAACAUGGGGAAUCAAAAA
This is a messenger RNA of Magallana angulata, 851 nucleotides long. Its product is annotated as 60S ribosomal protein L15-like. Gene Ontology annotation, molecular function: RNA binding; structural constituent of ribosome. The record is from RefSeq and is a predicted model, not a curated record. Gene Ontology annotation, biological process: cytoplasmic translation. Bases 118 to 732 code for a protein of 204 amino acids. Gene Ontology annotation, cellular component: cytosolic large ribosomal subunit; ribosome. Lineage: Eukaryota; Metazoa; Mollusca; Bivalvia; Ostreida; Ostreidae. The transcript has 4 exons.